This is a messenger RNA of Lotus japonicus, 872 nucleotides long. RefSeq lists its product as uncharacterized. NCBI's taxonomy places the organism in Eukaryota, Viridiplantae, Streptophyta, Magnoliopsida, Fabales, Fabaceae. The coding region runs from base 78 to 623 and encodes 181 amino acids. Gene Ontology annotation, molecular function: structural constituent of ribosome. The transcript has 4 exons. Gene Ontology annotation, biological process: translation. Gene Ontology annotation, cellular component: ribosome. The record is from RefSeq and is a predicted model, not a curated record.
CCGUCCAUUCUUUUUUGUAAAUAAAAAAACAUUUGUUUUUCAAUACACCGCCAGUAAACUCACUAGUUUUAUAGUACAUGAGAGUCUCCUUAUUAGAUUCAGAUAGCAGCAACACACCCAAAGAAGAACCACACUUCCAACCCCAAACUCGCUCAAGGCAGUGUCUUUAUCACAUAGAAAACAUGAAUUUUGGAGCAUCAUUGUGCAGACGAUUGAGUAUCAAGGAACUUGUGACAAAUGUUCCUGUAUACAGAAGCACUGGUGAUGUUUCUGGAGAAGGGUUGAGUAUGGUUUUCAGUCGUUGGGCCUCCAAGAAGACAGCUGGUUCCACAAAGAAUGGACGGGACUCAAAACCCAAGAACCUAGGAGUGAAGAAAUUUGGUGGGGAGAGGGUGAUACCUGGAAAUAUCAUUGUUAGACAGCGUGGUACUCGUUUUCAUCCCGGAAACUAUGUUGGAAUAGGGAAAGAUCAUACUCUGUUUGCUUUGAAGCAGGGCUUGGUGAAGUUUGAACGGAACAAGCUGACCGGUCGCAAGUGGGUGCAUGUUGAGCCUAAGGAAGGUCAUGUCCUCCACCCUGUGUAUGAAAGUGCUUCUGAAUCUGAACUUAAAGUUGCUGUCUAAGCCUGACCAUUGUCAUCCUUGAUGGAUUUUUUUUAGUGAUGAAAUUCUGAAUUCUGAUUACUUUCUUUUCUCGUGUAACUCCUAGAUUUUCUACCUAUAAGCGGGUUAAUUGUUUGGUACAAUCCUCUACCUGUAACUCCUGAUUAGUUUAAUUGUUUGUUUGAACUUGAAGUGCUUCCGCAAACUGACUUUGUACUUUGGCAACCUGAAACGAAGUCAAAGCAAUAAAAGAUGAAAUGUUUAGUACUA